UGACAUAUUAACACAUCCCAGCAACACCAUGAGGAACAGACCCAAGUGCUUUUUGUGGGGUCUCGGAUUCCUUCUCUUCUGCGAUGAAGCAGCCUUCAGCUGUUAUCAUGUGACUUUCUACUCUCUUUCUGUUGAUGAUUCUGAAGAUGUAGAAAGCGGGAGUGGCAGCGACCAUGACUGUGGCCCCAAUGCGGUUUCCUGUAACAUCUCUCACUGCAUAUGUGAAGACGGGUUCAGGUUCAUCUCUGGAAAAGAGCCUUUCCUUGCUACCAGUGAGUCCGGCUGUGAGGAAAUCCCCCUUCACUGCCGAUCAGGUUUCAUGAGAGAAAAUGACUACGUGAAGAUGUGUUUGAAUGGAUCACAGCAGAUUAAUUGGGAUAACAGGAAAACCAGCUUGUUCUGUUCGCUGGUCAAUUCCACCCUCAGCCUCCUGACACCUGCCUGUGAGAAUGUCAGCUUGACCACUUCCCUAGAGGAGACAGCGGCAUCCUUCGAACAUGUCCUUGUGGACAGCUCCCUCUGGAGCAUCGAAAGCAUGGAAGAAGUCGCUUCUGCGGCAACGCUGCUUCUGCAGAGUGUGGGGUCAGCCGCAGUGACAGCUGCCCUGGCCUCUCCGGAGAACCAAACCCAGACUGCAACCACCAAGCUAAUGGCGAUUCAGACGAAGCUCACAGAUGAGAACUGUAGUCUGCGGAGUGAGAUACUUGGGUUCAGUGCUCACGAAGACAGAAUGGAUAUUCACUGCACUGCCGUCACUGAUCCUGACAUGGAAGGUUCUGCUGCUGUCGCUUUUAUCUCCUACAUGGGGCUGGAGUCCCUACUGGGAGGGAGAUUUUUGCAGGAUGAAAAUCCAGGGAGCAAGGCAAGACCAGAACAGGUUCGCGUGAACUCCAGAGUGGUGAGUGCCUCCUCCAGCACCUGGAAGAAGAAGAUUUCCAGUCCCAUCAACCUCACCUUCCAGCACCUUGAGGACAAGACUCUGCUGGAUCGGGCCAUCUGUGUCCACUGGAACUCUGCAGGCCAGGAUGGUGUCUGGUCCCCCCAGGGCUGCCAGCACCUUCACUCCAAUGUCACUCACACUCAGUGCAGCUGUCGCUACCUGGCCAGCUUUGCGGUGCUGAUGGCGCCUGGUGUCGUUCAGGUGGAUUUUGCCCUCUUUGUGAUCAGCCAAACUGGGCUCAUCAUCUCCCUGAUCUGUCUCAUCCUGGCUAUCGUCACCUUCCUCUUCUGCCACCCCAUCCGUAACACCAGCAGCACCUUCCUCCACCUGCAGCUCAGCAUGUGCCUCUUCCUGGCCGAUCUCCUCUUCCUAGUGGGAAUAGACAAGACUUACAACAAGCUUAUGUGUUCCAUCACCGCCGGCUUGCUGCAUUACCUCUUCCUCGCUUGCUUUGCCUGGAUGUUGCUAGAAGCAGUGAGUCUGUACCUCAUUGUCAGGAAUCUGAAGGUGAAAAAUUACUCAGGCACGGGCAGAUGCACACGGAAAUGCAUGUACCCCUUUGGCUAUGGACUCCCCGCAGUGAUUGUGAUCACGUCUGCAGCCAGCGCUCCCAACAGCUAUGGAACUCCUUAUCACUGCUGGCUCAAUCCUGAUAAUGGCUUUAGAUGGAAUUUCCUUGGGCCUGUCUGCGCUGUGGUUGUGAUAAAUUUUGUAUUUUUCUGCCUUACUCUGAAGCUUUUGCGAGAGCAUCUUUCCUCCCUCAAUGCAGAGCUGUCUACUCUGAGGAACACCAGGUCACUGACUUUUAAAGCCCUGGCUCAUCUCUUAGUCCUGGGCCUCACGUGGGGGCUGGGCACCUUCCAGUUCGGGCCGCUGGCCACGGUGAUGGGGUACCUGUUCACCAUCACCAACAGCAUGCUGGGAACCUUCAUCUUUGUGGUGCACUGCCUGCUCAAUAGAAAGGUGAGAGAGGAGUAUUGGAAAUUAUUUACGAGGCUUCGAUGCUCCAAGGAAGAACCUUCGUCUUCCAAUAUUACUCUGUCUGCUUUCCCCUCCAGCAAGGCCCCGGAUCCUCAGCAAAACGCUGUCCCAUCCCACCAGCAGAAAGUGACGUGGGAUUGAUCUCCUUUGCCUGGCCUCUCUUUAUUGGUUUUCAGUGCUGUUCUCCUCCCCUGGUCCCAGACACAGAGGAAAGGGGUUGGCAGAGUCUCAUUAAACGCUUCUGCUGUGUCACUAAAGAAUGUCUCCAUUCUCAAGCCCACGAGCUACAAAGCCUUCAACUGGCGGAUUCUGAGCCACCAGGCAAAACUAUGAUACUUCAGGAGACCAGAGCUACGAAAUCCUGAUCUCCAAGCCCUUCCCCCUGUGUAAAAGCAGUUUCGUUCAGGUUUGGCUUAAGGAAGGCUCAGGUUGGAUCUUUAUCCAACCAAUUCACCCAGUGGCCCAGUGUGUGCCUUGUUUGACCCUUACCCUGAAACCAGGGGUGAAAAUAACUUAAGGGACUUACCGGAAUGCAGGGCCAGGGUCCUGAGCAAGGUGUAUGUGGGGGGCACCUCGGGCGGAAGGGGCGUGGCCUCGGGCAGAAGGGGCGUGGCCUCGGGCAGUAGGGGCGGGGCCUUUAAAUCCCUGGGCCCUUUAAAUCACCGCUGGAGCACUGGGGCUCCCAGCUGCCACUGUCACUACCAGAGGGCUCCAGCGGUGAUUUAAAGGGCCUGGGGUUCCCGGCCGCUGCUACCGCAGCCAGAGCCCUGGGCCCUUUUAAAUCGCUGCCAGAGCCCCGGGACUCCCGGCCGCCGCCGCUACCCCAGGGCUCCAGCAGCAGGGCUCUGGCGGAAAUUUAAAGGGCCAGGGGCUCCAGCCGCUGCUGAGAGCCCAGGGCCCUUGUAAAUUGUCGACCUGGGGAAGCUGCCUCCUGCUGGUACGGUUGGCUGUGCAUCGACUCUCACUGGUACGCCGUACCUGACCGCACCGGCUUACUUUCACCUCUGCCUGAAACUGAUUCUAAACUAGGAUCUACAGUCUGGCCUCAAGGCCCAAAAUUUGGAUCCAGAUCUGGCUUUUUCAACAUCUUGACAUUUGGAAGGGUGUGAGAGAUCCAGGGGUUCAUCUUAGCCCAUCUUUUGUUCUUUGCUUUAUGUAAUCCUGUAUCAUUCUCAUUGCAAUACAGAUUCGUUUGUACUAGUCAUGCAUGAAUCUAGGACCCAGAUACUAUGGUGGUUGGUGAUAGAUACAUAAGGUGGGAUACUGGCUCCAUUGACGUCAAUGGCAAAACCCCCAUUGGCUUGAGUGGGGCGGGAGUUCACCCACAGGUUGUAUUGUCAGUUGGUUUCUUUUUGUAUUAUAGCUGGAGAUGGAGCCAUGAAUAAGGCUGAGGUUGCCCAAGUGUGUCCAUUCCAAGCCCCUGUUUUCAAGUGUUCAUUCAUAACUUUAAACGUUUCCUUUUCUGAAACUUUUACUUUUGGGGCUGAAAUUUUCCAGGCUUGGUAAAUGAUUCUGGAAAGUUUGAGCAAAAAAUAUGGUAUAAUACGCUAUUUAUACUAUUUGAGAAGCAGUUUGUGAUCAUGUGAUUAAAGGUUAUCUUAUACAGGUAAUGUUUAGACAGAAGGUGUCAGAAUUAAGGUUGUGUGUCCAAUCUUAACUUUGCCAUUCCCUGACUUCAGAGUACUUAGCUGAGCAGCGUUAAUGUUCUCUUGGUGUAGUUUUUCUAUAUGGGUCUGAUUAUGAUGAUGAAUAGCAGCUUACUUCAUAGGCCACGGAGCCUGGGAGGGCCAACCGGGCCAUGGUCUGACCACCUUUUGGCAAGGCCAAACCUGAUCGGUGAUGUGACCCUGCAGGCCAAGUUGCAACACCACUCAAAUUUGGAAGGGGGUAGAUGUAGGAGCUCCCCAGUUGGAGGGCGUCAAGCUGCUGGUGGGAGACGCACCUGAGAAGGGAAGAGAAGCGUCAGGGACUAAGGGGCAGGGAACCAAUUCCUCUACACACUUUAAAUAACAAUCUGCAGGCCCUGCCUUAUUUCAGCAGGCAUCUUGCUAAGGAAGUGUGGUCCAGUGGUUAGGGCCCUGAUGUAUGACUUGGGGGAGCUGGGUUCAGGGCACUGUCUCUACACCGAUUUUCUGUGUCACUUAGGGCCAGAUUUUUAAAGGGAAUUAAGCCCCUAACUUAAUUCCUAAGUCACUUUUGAAAAUGAGUUAGGUGUAGCAAUGCUGAAAAGAACAAUGCCUGAAUACCUUUAACAAUCUGGGCUUUAGCCGUUCUGUGCCUCAGUUCCCCGUGUGCAAAAUGUGGAUAAUAGCACGUAAGAUAUGGCCAGAUUCUCAGGUGAUGAAAGGUGGCAUCACUCCCUUGACUUCCAUGGCGCAUUGGUGAUUGACAACUGCUGAGGAUCCAGCCCAUGGACUUCAGUGCAUCUGCUUGGAAAGUAAGGUGCUACUCAGUGUGAGGGUAUCAGCCUCUGGCUG
Messenger RNA from Caretta caretta (loggerhead turtle), 4398 nucleotides. Its product is annotated as adhesion G protein-coupled receptor E3. The record is from RefSeq and is a predicted model, not a curated record. Gene Ontology annotation, cellular component: plasma membrane. Gene Ontology annotation, molecular function: G protein-coupled receptor activity. Gene Ontology annotation, biological process: adenylate cyclase-activating G protein-coupled receptor signaling pathway; cell surface receptor signaling pathway. NCBI's taxonomy places the organism in Eukaryota, Metazoa, Chordata, Testudines, Cheloniidae.